GUGGUCAUCUACACGUGGUGCGUUUCAUGGCAGACAUCUUCCGGCGGCUACCGCUCCUGUUACUAGCAUCUCUUCUGCUGCUUCUUCUCGUCUUUUUGCGCGYCUUCGUCGUGACGCGGCCUCCUGGGCGUAGACAGAGACGACAAGUGGAUAGGAAGACGACGAUGGACAGGCGGGACAGCUCCGUCGGACAGCAGAGACAUGUGAUGGAUUUCUCCAUUCCUGAUCGGCCCCGGUCCGGCCAUCGACCCGCCGCAUACGACCCGUCCUUGUACAGUCAUCUUCCACCGCACGAACAGCCGCUACCGCCGGAUCCGGAGGACGUCUGGGUUGAGGAUUUGUCGCACACACUUCCUCUGGGGAGUGGAUCUACGCAGGAGUGGACGAGCAGGCAGUGCCAGCAGARGGAAGCAAGGACCACGCGCGAGUCGUUCACCGCAUUGCUGGAGGAGGGUGUCGACAACGCCGCCACGGAGCUUGUGGACUUGGAUUUCGGAUUGUGCAGCGGGAGUGGUGCAAGUGGUCCGAUCCACGGCGGAGGGGUGGUGGGAUUGCCAACGUUGGGAGGAGGAUCGUCCCGUGUCGGUGGGCCGAUGAAUAGGUGUCGUCCACCGGUCCCGAGUUCCAUGGGCGCCGGGCCACUUGGCGAGUCGUCAAGGGCAGUGACACCCAUCCGCCCGUCGGUGUCUUCGCCUACAAUGCGGCAGAGGGCGACCGCAAGUGCUGCAAUCAAUGAUGGGACUCCAUCGAAAGACAUCGGGAGGCAGGCGUGGGAGAACUGCCGCCUACAGAUGCGGCGUGCUGCCACGGAGAACAUAACCAUCGGUGUGUCCAGGCUUCGUGUGGGGAGCGACGUGGAUGCGGACGACAGUCGUCGAGCGAGUGGGGACGAGUCUCCGGAUUCCCGUUACGAAGAGGACGCGGAAGGCGGUGAGGGGCUGGAGAUCCGACCCGUGGCUGCGCGUGGUGGACGGAGGGGAGGACGCGGACGUCAGCAGAGGGGCGAGUCGCGUGGUGGCCGAGGAUCGAGGGCUCCUGUGGGCGACAAGGGUGGCAAGCACCCAGCUUGGAGUGUGGAGGAGAUGCUGAAGCUCGCUCGAGCGAAGCGGGAUCAGCAAGCUCAUUUCGAGGGAAUGCCACAGCACUACGGCCGCAUGCGCAACAGGGAGUGGAAGUUGUUGGACCUGCAGAAGCGGCUGGCGGAGGUCGGAGUGGACAGGACAACGGACGACGUAGGGAAGAAGUGGGACAACGUCUUCCAGCAGUACAAGAAGGUGCAGCGUUACCAGAACAUGUCCGGCGGGAAGAACUUCUUCACAUUAACUCCUGCAACGAGAGCGGAUGAGGGUUUCAACUUCCGAAUGGAUGAGCGAGUCUUCAAUGAGAUCGACAACAUAUCGAAAAAUAACAAAACCAUCUACUUGGACAACGUGGCAGACACGAGCGCACGCGGAGGAGUGCCGCCAGCAAUGGAUGGUCACCGCCAGGCGGCCGUUGGUGGAGAGUCCUCUGUUGGUGGAGAGGGGGGUGAUGGCGUUGAUGAAGAUGUGGGUUCAGCGCGGGAGACGAGGUUCAAUGCAGGGAGCACGGGCACUCCAGCGAAGAGGAAGAACAUGCGGCAGCAGACCUUCGACGCCAUCGCCGAAGUCAUGGACAAACACGGUUCAUUGAUGGCGGACACAGUAGAGGGUGCGAGCAAACGACAGUGUAGCAUCCUGGAGCGGCAGUGUGACAUCCUCGACCGGGAGGUUGAAGCCCAGAAGCGCCAGUGUUACAUACUGGAGAGGCGUUACACGGCGUCCGAUGAGGCGAACAAGAUGAUGUGCACGACGUUGAUGGAGAUUGCCAGAGCGAUAUGGGAUAGAUCUUGACGCCGGUGGCAUGAGGCUUGUCAAGCCGUUGAAGUGGAUUCGCCCGUGAUCUGGCCCGUCGCGAAAUG
Chara braunii is the source of this 1939-nucleotide messenger RNA. The record is from the annotation of a GenBank genome assembly. Lineage: Eukaryota; Viridiplantae; Streptophyta; Charophyceae; Charales; Characeae.